AUGGUUGUUAUCAAAAACACUUUUACAGACAAUAUUUUGUUAUUUGGAUCAUCUGGUUUGGCAGGAGAAGGUAUUUUAGAGAAUCUGUUGGACAUUAACUUUUACAUUAAGAAUGUGUCUGAUUUACAAGAUAAGCUUGAUAGUUUAACAGAAAUAAAAGAAAAUGUUGUGCUAGAUAAACAUAUUUUUUGUAUUAAUAGAAAAAGCGUCACUGAGAAAAAAUCAUUUAUAAAGACCAUCGAUUAUGUGAACAUGAAAUCAAUUAUUUGGAAAGGUGGAAGAUACUAUUUGAGAACUAGAAGAGAGGACGAAACAAAAAGAGAAACGUGUAACUCUAAUACAUUUUGUUACGAUGAUUUCGAAGAGGGAAUCUUUAGAAAUUCCAGGGACAAAGAAGAAAAGGGCACAUUUUCCUUUGCCUAUAAUCGGAAACAGUUUGGUUAUGCUUUACAUUAUGCUUGUGGAAAAGAUGAAAGUUUUAAAAUCAAGUACAGUUUUACCGUAACGCAAUUGGUUAUUCCUCAAUCUGAAAGUUGGCCAAGACUACUUCCACAAAUUUUCUCAGGAACGCAGAUGUUGGAAAGGUUCGAUGUUUACAACAAAUAUUAUGUAUCCGACAGAAGCUUACCUUCCUUGGAUGAUAUCGGCACCAUGGUGAGUGCUUUGGGCUCUACUACAGCUAGAGUGCGGAAAAGCCAGGUGCCAAGUUCCUUUGUGGAUUACCAUUUGUCUUUCAAUUUAGCACAAGAGUUUGUAAAUACGACAGAUAAGAAACUGAUCGUUAUAACUUCCUUCAAUAAUGAUUUUCUUAGCAGAACAUUGGAAUAUUUUCGAAUUAAAGCGAAAUUAGAGAACGAUUUAGAAGAGGCUUUGCCAAAUAAACUAAAGGAGCUUAUAAUUUUGCGGCCAGGUCCAAUGUGUGGGCAACAUGGGAAUCCUGUACACGUUCAAAUGGAUAUACAAGAGUGUCCAACUUUUUCAGAAAGGCUUUUCUAUUAUCCUCGCUAUAUUCUGAAGUAUAAGCAGCAAUGCAUUUCUGAAGCAAGAAAAGUUGGUUUACGAACAAGGCUAAGCGAAGUAAUUGCUUCGGGUAUUUAUAGAAUGCCAGGAUCUGCAUUAUUAGGAUAUUCCGUUCCAGUCUCAAAAGUUUCGUAUGUUACAGCUUUGAUGGCAAUUGGGAAAAAAAGCAAGGAAGCAGGGCCUAAGGUGGAAGUUAUUAAUAGUUAUCAGAUUGAUAUGAUUGCUUAA
Messenger RNA from Saccharomyces eubayanus, 1248 nucleotides. It is a transcript of the gene HIM1, whose product is annotated as Him1p. The transcript has a single exon. Lineage: Eukaryota; Fungi; Ascomycota; Saccharomycetes; Saccharomycetales; Saccharomycetaceae. The record is from RefSeq and is a predicted model, not a curated record. Bases 1 to 1248 code for a protein of 415 amino acids.